CCCGGCGCCCGGCCCUGCCGCCAGCCUGCGCUCCUUCGCCCGCCCUGCGCGUCUCUGUGGCCACAUCGUCCGCACCAUGAAGGCGCUCCUGCUCGCUGUGCUGGCCGCGGUGCUGUGCGUGGAGAGAGCCCACACGCUCAUCUGCUUUUCCUGCUCGGAUGCCUCCUCCAACUGGGCCUGCCUGAAGCCUGUCAAGUGUGGCGAGAAUGAAAACCACUGCGUGACGACGUACGUCGGCGUGGGACUCGGCGGCAAAUCCGGCCAGUCCAUCUCGAAGGGAUGCUCUCCCAUCUGCCCCAGUGCCGGGAUCAACCUGGGAAUAGCGGCCGCCUCCGUUUACUGCUGUGACUCCUUCCUCUGCAACAUCAGCGGUUCCAGCAGCGUCCGAGCCAGUUACACGAUCCUGGCCUUGGGAAUUCUCGUCAGCUUCAUCUACGUCCUCCGGGCUCGCGAGUGAUGGGGCUGCCCGAGGAAGAGCCGCCUCCCACGGGUCUCGUUAGCCAAUAUCUUCUCUGUUGCUGUCUGCAAGGAGAUCCUCUACUUCUCAGCAGGCUUCCAAGGUGAUUGUUUCCCAGACUUUUUGCUCUUCCAAGCAUUGGAGACCUGGGCGGUUUGGCCGAGCUGUUCUCCUCCUCCUGUGGACGUCUCCCGCUGCACUCUCACUCCUCCUCGGCCAAGGUGGAUAAUUUUGGAAGGGUUUCUGCUUUUUCUACCUAUUAAUAACCCCCCCUCACCCCCCAUUUCUAAGGUUGGUUAAAACCAGGCUGGGACUCGCUGAGAACAGACUCACCCCAGGCACCACCAGGUCUGCUCCAGCACAUGGGUGGCACGGGCAGCGGGAAUGCGGGAUCCAAAGGGAGACACAUUCCCGGCCCUCGCAGCUGCAGUCUCUUUUUAUAAAAUAAUUUCAUUUCUUCUGAUCCUGGGCUGACUUUUCUGGAAAACCAAUGCCGUGUACCUUGUCCUUCCAAGUUCUGUAAGUGCCAGACCUGAAUAAACUUGCUCCUGUUGUUACCUGA
Corvus hawaiiensis (hawaiian crow) is the source of this 1019-nucleotide messenger RNA. Its product is annotated as lymphocyte antigen 6E. NCBI's taxonomy places the organism in Eukaryota, Metazoa, Chordata, Aves, Passeriformes, Corvidae. The record is from RefSeq and is a predicted model, not a curated record. The coding region runs from base 77 to 457 and encodes 126 amino acids. Gene Ontology annotation, molecular function: acetylcholine receptor inhibitor activity. The transcript has 3 exons.